CCUAGAUUGUGUUUUUUUAUUACCCUAUGCUUGAGUGGAGAGCUUCGCAUCCAUAGGAGGGGGCACAGUCAAGUACAUGUUUUCGUUAUCGAUGGUGUUACCCUCCUUUUCUUCUAUGCAUAGCUAGUUUGAAUUGAUUGUGUAGGAAUUGGAACUCGUUAUAACAUGAAUAUUUCAUUCAAUGAUUUUGUGUUAUGCUUGUCUAUGGUGCUUGAGUAUUUGAUAUUUAUGCUAUGUCAUGGAUGCUUAUAUUUCAAUGUUCAUGAUUCUAUUGUAUGCUAGUAUAUGUAUAGUCUAUAAUAUCAUUGUUAUGUUAGGGAACUAUUUUCUUUUGAUAUCCCAUUGUCUAAUGCGUGUAUAAGAGGAUUGACACCCAUCCAUACAAGUAUAGGAUCAAUGCUUGAUAGUUUAGAUCACCAUUUCUUUAGACCUUAUGUUAGCUCGAGAGACUCACACUUGACUAAGUUCUAUCCUUAAUUCUCUGUUCUUUAUUAGUUAGUUGAUGGCAUGAAGUGAAAGCACGCAUUAGCUAGCUAUUGUUCCUCUCGCAUGUGGCGAAAGCUCUGUUAGGAAUGCUCUAGUAGAAGGGAAAUGGUGAUACAAUAGAUGAAUUGUUGAAAUGCAUGAUAUGAAUAAGAAUUAAGAUGCAUGUUUAUGUAGAGUGAUCUUUCUACUCAAUAAUGGAACUUUACUCUUCUGCUUUACUCUACCUUGCCUAUAUGAACUCGAAAAUCACCUAGAGGUCGUUUGAAUUAGUGUUUUGUUUGAGGGAUUUGUUCACAAUCCCUCACAACGAGGGAUUCUAAUUAAAAUCACUCGUUUGGGAAACAUUUUUUUGAUGAGAGAUUUUAACCAUCCCAGAUUUCAGAAACCCACAUUUGUGGGAUUGUGAAAUAGCUGAUGACCAUAAGCUAUUUUGAAAUUCCUCAAUAUUUUGCCAAUAAAUUCCAAAUAUGCCCAAGCUUUUUUUAUGAAAGUCCAACUUCAACCCUCUUCUUUUAAACCUUUGUUACUUUAUGUCAUUCAAUUUAUCUUUAUCGCAUUCAUGGAACCCGUCGUUUUGUUCUUCUCCCACCCAUACGAAGCAGCUCGAAAACGAACCAACGGUUGUCGCUGUGUGCUGACCGGCAGUGACUCAACUUCGGAGAGUAGGGAAUCUGCAGCAAAAACUCAGCUCCGGAUAGCAUUUGACAGUGAGCAGCAAAAACCCCUUCUUCGUUCUUUCUCCUUCGCUUUUCUGGUGGGAUGAGCCUUCAUCUCAAUAAAAAUCUUUUGUGUUCUGGGUUUUAUAGCUUGCUUUGUGGUUGUUUGGCAAAGGAGAGCAAAGGUACCAACUCGUUUAUAGGUUUUUGUUCAAACUUUGGGUGCUGGAUUAUUGGAAUCGAUCGGCCAAUUCUCUUGCAGAGAUUGCCACUGGAGAAAUUGAGAUCACGUAGAACCAGAGAAGAGAGAGAUGAGUGUUGUGGUAUUGAUUGAUUUGAAGCUGUAGAUCCCAGCACCGUCCACCAUCAAUAGAAUUUCUUUGUUGAUUAAACAUAGAUGCCCACCAUCGUCUUGCUCUGAUGUGUUCAUGGUGGCAAUGGUAGUGGUCGUGUUUUGGUUUUAUUUCAAGGACAACGGAAACUGACGAAUGACAGAAUGAAAUUUUGUGCGGUGAGAGUGAGGGGAGGAAUGGUGGAGAAGAGAGCUCGACACGAUUAGGAACCCCCUCUAUUUAUCCUUUAUCUUCCCUCGUGUACAGAUAAGGAGAUUUAAUGUGUAAAAAUUUGAUUUUCCAUUUUCAUUUUAAAAUUCCUUAUUAGUUGCCAAACGAGUGAUUUGGCAAAAAUCCCACACAAAUCUCUCGAAUUAAAAACCUGGGUCUUAAAACGAGUAAUUUGAUCCCAAAUCCCUCUCAAAUCUCUCAAAUUAAAAACCUACAUCUAAAUGACACCCUAAAUAUAUCUAUCUUUUAUUGAUUUGUGUGUGGAGAUGUGAGUAGCUAGUUAGAUGUGAGUAGUUAUACGUUAGAAGACUUUGCGGAAUACGAACCUAGAGAUUUCUAGGAUUUAUAACUUGCUUGUAUUUGAUAUGUAUUGAUAUAACUACUACACGAAAUGCACAUCAAUAUCUCGGCCAAGGCAUAAGAAUUGGAGGAUCAACUAGAACAAGUACAAUUGGAAGUGCUGAAAAAAUCUAACAGAAGAGUUAGUUGAAAAAGGAGUAUUAGUUCAACAGUGUAAGGAUAUCCAAUGGAACGAAGAGGCUUAUUAUAAGUACAAAUAUCGUACACAAUGGAUUCAAGAAGGUGAAAUGAAUACAUCAUUUUUCUUAAGACAAUUAGAAUUUAGACUCAUAGGCAGCAUAUUACAAAACUUAAAGAUGCAGAAGACUGUGAAGUAACUAAUGUCAAGGACAUGGUGGCAGUGGUUGUAGAUUUUUACCAAAAACUCAUUGGUGAAGUGACCCAUAGAGAUUCAGGAUAUGCCCGUUGAUUUCUAUUGAAGCUUACUGAAGAAUAAACCUCUCGUUGAGGAUUGUCUUUUUCUGGAUGGAACUGUGACUAAGGAAGAGAUACAAAACGUUAGCAAGAAUCUGAGUAGAGAUGUCCUGAUGGAUUCCCUUCAAUAAGUAGCAUUGGGAUCUAAUUGGAAAGACAGUGGAAGAUGUGGCUCUUCUGUUUUUAGAACUUGAAUAAUGCCAAAGGUCAUCAAUGCUACAGUAUUCACCUUUGUGGCUAAGGUACCCAAUGUGGAGGAUAGGAGAGGUUUUUGACCCAUAUCCUAUUGAAAUACGCUCUACAAUGGGAUCUAAAAAAUCCGUGUUAACAGGUUAGCUUAUGUUCUUCCUACACUCAUCUCUUUAUCUCAAUAAUCUAUUAUAAAAGGGCGUUUCAUUAUGAUAACAUUUGUUAGCUUCUAACUAAGUUAGAGAUUAUCAUAAGAAGUUAAUUAGCUCUCGUUGAACUAUAAAGAUUGAUAUUAUGAAGGUGUUUGAUUAUGCUCAUUGGUCCUUCCUUUUCUCUACUUUACAAGUUAUGGGGUUCCCUAAUAAAUAUCUAGACUGGUUGAGAGCUUGGAUAUGUACUCUUUGAAUAGUGUUGAGCUUAAUAGAGAGAUGUGUGGAUUUUUGGUAAUGAAAAAGGAGUUAAGAC
Linum trigynum is the source of this 3133-nucleotide messenger RNA. The record is from the annotation of a GenBank genome assembly. NCBI's taxonomy places the organism in Eukaryota, Viridiplantae, Streptophyta, Magnoliopsida, Malpighiales, Linaceae.